Molecule: messenger RNA, 2863 nt
Organism: Varroa destructor (honeybee mite)
Lineage: Eukaryota; Metazoa; Arthropoda; Arachnida; Mesostigmata; Varroidae
Gene: grp
Product: serine/threonine-protein kinase grp
Biological process (GO): protein phosphorylation; mitotic G2 DNA damage checkpoint signaling
Cellular component (GO): site of double-strand break; nucleus; cytoplasm
Molecular function (GO): ATP binding; protein serine/threonine kinase activity
Source: RefSeq, a predicted model, not a curated record
UUUUAUUAAAAACAAUGGUAACAAUGAUAGUAAUGACAGUUGUAGUUUUUCAAAUAAUGGCAAUAAUAAUGAUAAUAGGUGUAUUGUCAAAGUCAUAGUAGUGCGGUAGCGUCCAGACGAGACAUCUCACUGUCUGCUUUAUUUGCAUACUAUGUUUUUUUAUAUACACACAUGGCAUGCUUGUUACUUCCGUUUGUCUAUAGGUAUCCUGCUUCGCAACGUCGACUACUCUCCUAAGAUUACCUCUACAGUCUUAGAUCUAUGCGACACGGCGUGUCUCUAUUCCAUCCGACUUGAACGUUUUUCUCUGUGUCCGCAUUUGUUACUCUUAUUGUUAACUAUAAUAAUGGUAAUGUUUAUAAUAAUCACCCGUUCCCAAACCGGAUGUCAUUGUCGUGGACAUGUUUUUGCAUUUCUCUGUGCCACUCAGCGAUUAUGUGAUAACAAUCCGGUAAAUUGUCUAUUUCUUCGUCACCUUCCCCGUGUUCACGUUCAUUUCUUACCAUCAUUUUUAGUUUGCCAUUCUCUCUCAGCUUCUCUAGGCGCCUUUGUUGUUGUGUUUGAACCUUUACGCACCACUGUCUGUCUGCUUGACGGCACGUCGUCUAUCGCGUCCUCCGAACCCCUUCUUUGCUUCGAUCCUAUUGGAAUUCAACUUUCUCCAAAAACUACUAGGACAAUUUUUAUUCUGUUAGCCUUUUAAUUCAUAAAAGUUUUGCAUGAAAAUCUGCUACUCGCUAUCGAAAGUGUUACAUUCUUACAUUGUUUUGAGAUUUACCACUUCGUUUAUUCAUUGGAAAUGGACUAAAAUCGAAGCACGCAACUUCGUUUCCAUCCCCUCGCCGACUUGUAUUCGCGUCCGCUACUUUAGGCAGCGCUCUACUAACUACCCUAAUGUAAUGGAUAUAAAUUGUAGUGAUUUUAACUAUACUGAUGUUGUUUUUCUCAUUUAAUCCAGUCCGUACAGGCUGACUUCAUUCACGUCUCUUGUAUACGACAGUGUGUAUGGUUGCAUACACCGUGGUCUACCAAUCGCUUCACAUUAGCUGGCAGACAAAUCGUCGUUUCAUGUGUCCAACUCCUCGUGGGCGACAGUGGAAACCUUCAGACAUCCCAUACCGACCCAUUGUCACGGCUAUUUUUCAUUGGAAGUAAUCGCUCCUGCUCCCAGUCAAUUCCUUCACUACCCACAUCCUAUACAAAGGUGUAAUACAGCAUGGACUGUACAGAGUUCGUCGAAGGUUGGGAUAUUACCCAGGUGCUUGGCGAAGGAGCUUAUGGCGAGGUGAAGCUUCUUGUAAAUCGAAAAACCUCGGAGGCAGUUGCAGUAAAAGUCGUCGAUUUACGAGGGAAGAUAACCGCAUACCAAGAAAUUCGCAAGGAGAUCGCCAUUCACAGACUACUGAAUCACGAGCAUAUCUUGAAAUUUUUCGGAAGUCGAAAAGAUGAUAAAUUUCAUUACAUCUUCCUUGAGUAUGCGGCAGGUGGCGAAUUGUUCGAUCGUAUAGAGCCAGACGUUGGUAUGGAACAUGCGCUAGCACAGAAGUACUUUCAUCAGUUAAUCUCAGGAGUCGAGUACUUGCACAGUAGGGGAAUUGCCCACAGAGAUCUGAAGCCGGAGAAUCUACUUCUCGACGAGCAAGACAAUCUGAAAAUCUCGGACUUUGGCUUUGCGACGAUAUUUCGCCAUAUGGGCCAAGAACGAAUGUUAGACAAAAAGUGCGGCACGCUACCUUACAUCGCUCCGGAGGUUUUGGUAAAAAAGUAUAAUGCACAGCCAGCCGAUAUCUGGAGCUGUGGAGUUAUCUUGGUCACUCUGCUAGCCGGCGAACUACCUUGGGACAAACCAUCAACGCAGUGCAAUGAAUUUGCUGAAUGGAGAGAAAAUAAGGAUCACCGACCGUUGUGGAGAAAAAUUGACACGCUCGCUCUGUCACUGCUUCGUCGAAUUCUCAGUCCACGAAUAGAUAGAAGGUUUACGAUACCGCAGAUCAAACUUCACCAGUGGUUUCUGAAAAACUUUAAAUCGGGUUCAUCGCGUACGGUACAAAGCUUUGAGGAUGCUUCAAGCUCACGCAAAAGGAGCUGUAUCGAAAUCGGCCGCAACUCGAGUGAACAUGUUGUCGACCAGUUCUGCGUAUCACAGCCCGAAUUUGUGCGGCACACAAGUUCUGAAACAGACGCUGUUCCGCAAAAACCAUCACCCCACGUUUCAUGCCUUUCGCAGCCAGCCUGUCUUGACGAUAUUUUACUCAACUCUCAGCUCACUAGCGGCGCAACACAGGCCACACAGAACCCGAUUCAGAGGCUUGUCAAAAGGAUGACGCGUUUCUUUGUCAACACAAACGCCGAAGAUACAGCAACGAAGUUACGUGAAAUUCUUGGAAAGUUGGCGUACAAUUUUAAGCAGAAUGGCUACGAAUUCACCGUGACUCUGCAAGACAAAAGACGACAGCGGCUUGUAUUUAAAGCGAGUCUGCUCGAGAUGAAUGACUCGCUAUUAAUCGAUUUCCGACUCAGUCGGGGCUGUGGUAUCGAAUUUAAGAGAUAUUUCCUUGAUCUCAAACAGCGUCUCAAAGACAUAAUUGUACAGGGACCAGUAUCUUGGCCAUUAGCCAUUGCUGGGUUAAAUAAUAUUGUCUAGAUUUUAGCCAAACCAAGCAAACAAUUGACAAAUGGCAAACUGAUGAAAAUGUGUAAGUCUGACGAAGAAACUCAUUUCACUGCAUGUAAGUAUCGGGGUGCCAAAUCGUACCGUAAAAUACCCGCACAGCAUACGGACAACUAGGCACUUUUUCGUUAUUAUAUAUCAAUUGUUGUCAACCAAAACUAACUAGACCCAUUUGAAGCGAAAAAAAAAAAA